CGAGAGGCGACGCAUCAGAGGUGCUCACUUACAUCUUCUUGCCAUAACCACCACGCCCCACAUCAACAUGUCCUGGCUGUCGCGAGCCUCGUCAUCAACCUCUUCGCUGGCCAAGCAGCUCUUUACGCCCGCAGUGGCGUCCAGCUCGGCUUUGGCUGGCCCUUCGUCGGAAUCGUCGACGGCGCUUCCCUCGUUCAGCUUCGGCGGCUCGAUCCAGGUGCGCAAUUCGACCAAGAGAGCCGGAGGCACCACAAAGAAUGGCAGGAACAGUGCGGGAAAGAGGCUGGGCGUCAAGAGAUAUGGUGGUCAAUACGUUCAAGCAGGCGAGAUCCUCCUGCGACAACGCGGCACCUCCUGGCACCCAGGUCAGAACGUCGGCAUAGGCCGUGACCACACUCUUUACGCCCUUCAAGCAGGUUACGUCCGCUUCUACCAACCCUCCCCCUUGCCCGCCGAUUCAACCCUUUCCGCGUCGACGCCUUCCUCUCACCCGACGAUGCCUCUCAUUCCUGGCAUAGGCCAACCAAUCAGCCCCCAAGUCAAUGAGAGGAGGCUGCCCGAGGCGGACAGGAAGGUGGACAUGAAUGCGUACGAGAGGGAGAUGAGGGCUGCGGAAGAGGAGGUUGAGAUGAGGACUAUGGAUCGGAUGGAGGAUGAUAUUGUGGUUGACUCACGCGAUGCGCACGAGGCUGAGGAGGAUGAGCAUACAUUCGUCGCGCCGGAGGCCGCGAGUGUCGGUGAAGCAGCGCCGCGAGCGUGAGCAGGCGAUUGCUCUGCAGCUCAAUGCCAUCGAUUCGUCAGCACUU
Messenger RNA from Jaminaea rosea, 806 nucleotides. RefSeq lists its product as hypothetical. Lineage: Eukaryota; Fungi; Basidiomycota; Exobasidiomycetes; Microstromatales. Gene Ontology annotation, molecular function: structural constituent of ribosome. Gene Ontology annotation, biological process: translation. The transcript has 3 exons. The coding region runs from base 68 to 760 and encodes 230 amino acids. The record is from RefSeq and is a predicted model, not a curated record. Gene Ontology annotation, cellular component: mitochondrial large ribosomal subunit; ribosome.